UUCAAUGGCCUCCCCUGAGCGGUAUGCGUUUAGUAAUGUCAUCAGAUUUGCGCGUGCGCAGUAAUUUUGCGUUUUGAGAUUUACGGUGUGUAGACGGUACCUUCUUACAUAAUCUAAUUAUAGGUCACUACGGGACAGUAGGCCGCGUUCGGCUUAUCGUGCCCACGAAGAGGAGAACUAAACUAGCAGAAAGUGACGAGCAGCUGUGACGAGAUGUUCCCUGCUACCAGAUACUCGAGUAAAGCCCACAGGUGUAUCAGGGCUUUGAAGACUGCGCAAGUAGAGCAUGCCUCACCUCAGCUGUACACCACGUUACACAGACGGAGCUGCUCCUCGGUUUCCACGCCUCGCAUCACAACACACUACACCAUCCACUCCCGGGACAAAGAUCCAAGAUGGGAGGGCGUGGAAAUGGAAAGGUUUACGGACGAGGCGGACGUGGUGAUCGUCGGCGGUGGUCCCGCCGGUCUUUCGGCCGCCAUUCGCCUGAAGCAGCUGGCUAACGAGCAGGAGAAGGAGCUGCGCGUGUGCCUGGUGGAGAAGGCGUCUCAAAUGGGGGCGCACACGCUCUCGGGGGCCUGCCUGGAGCCCAGCGCGCUGCACGAACUCUUCCCCGACUGGAAGGAACGAGGGGCUCCUCUCAACACACCAGUGACCGAGGAUGUCUUCAACAUUUUGACAGAGAAGCACAGGAUCCCCGUUCCCAUGUUACCAGGUCUGCCCAUGAGGAACCAUGGCAACUACGUCGUGCGUCUGGGCAACUUUGUCCGCUGGUUGGGCGAGCAGGCCGAGGAGCUCGGAGUGGAGUUGUAUCCUGGUUACGCCGCCUCCGAGGUUUUGUUCCACGAAGACGGGAGCGUCAAAGGAAUUGCCACCAACGACGUCGGCAUCGCCAAAGACGGCUCGCCAAAGGACAACUUUGAGCGGGGGAUGGAGCUCCACGCGAAGGUGACGUUGUUUGGAGAGGGAUGUCACGGCCAUCUCGCCAAGCAGCUAUACAAGAAGUUCAACCUGCGCGAAAACUGCGAGCCGCAGACGUACGCCAUCGGCCUCAAGGAGGUGUGGACGAUUGACGAAAAGAAGUGGCGUCCUGGCCGCGUGGAGCAUUCGGUGGGCUGGCCUCUCAACCGGAACACGUACGGCGGUUCCUUCCUGUAUCAUCUCAACGAAGGAGAGCCUCUGGUGGCUCUGGGCUUUGUGGUGGGUCUGGACUACUCCAACCCUUACCUGAACCCCUUCCGGGAGUUCCAGCGGUGGAAGCAUCACCCUUUCGUCACACCCACGCUGGAGGGAGGCCACAGGAUCGCAUACGGCGCCCGCGCCCUGAAUGAGGGCGGCUUCCAGUCUGUUCCUAAAGUGACGUUCCCAGGCGGCCUUCUUAUUGGCUGCAGCCCCGGCUUCAUGAACGUGCCAAAAAUUAAAGGCACCCACACGGCUAUGAAGAGCGGUAUGCUGGCAGCGGAGGCCAUUUUCCCACGAGUGAUGGCGGUGGCCGAGGGGGGAGAGUCGGAGACGGCAGGUCUGCACAUUCCCGAGUACGCCGAAGCCCUGAAGGUGUCGUGGGUGUGGAAGGAGCUCCAUGCUGUGAGGAACAUCCGUCCGUCCUUCCACAACUACUUCGGCCUGUACGGCGGCAUGAUCUACACGGGUAUCUUCUAUUGGAUCCUGAGGGGCAAAGAGCCGUGGACGCUCAAGCACUGUGGCCGUGACGCCGACCAGCUGAAGCCGGCCAAAAACUGCACACCCAUCGAGUAUCCCAAGCCUGACGGAAAGAUCAGCUUUGACCUGCUGUCCUCUGUGGCGCUCAGUGGCACAAACCACGAAGGAGACCAGCCCGCACACCUGACUCUCAUGGACGACAGCGUGCCCGUCGACAGGAACCUCGCCAUCUAUGAUGGGCCCGAGCAGCGCUUCUGCCCCGCAGGCGUGUACGAGUACGUUCCCGUGGAAUCGGGCGACGGCAUGCGGCUGCAGAUCAACGCUCAGAACUGCGUACACUGUAAGACGUGUGACAUCAAGGACCCCAGCCAGAACAUCAACUGGGUGGUCCCGGAGGGCGGAGGCGGACCGGCCUACAACGGAAUGUAAAUACAGCGGCCCGGCCACCAAAUCAAGGAAAAUAUGGUUCACUUGAACCAUGACUGAAUGAAUAUUCAGUGCCUCGCUUAAGUGAAAAUGUGCCUACUGUUGCUGUUAUACAGUCAAAGGUUUGGAGUUUUGCACUUUCUAUAGGAUGGAAAAGUGUGUCCAAAUGUUUGGCUGUUAGUGUAUAUGUAAUAAUUAACACAAAUCAUGUUUAAAGAGCUUGGACUUUAUUAAUUCAUGAUGCGACACUACCGCUGUCCAAAACAGUGACGCUUGAACAUUUCAUUUGCAUAAAGUGGCCUUCAGGAAUAUUAAAUAAGGACUUACAGCAAGCGUUUUUGAUAAAUUAUUCCAGGUACAUUUUGCUGUACUGUACAUAAUGUCACAUCAGUGAAUAAACUACUCGACUGUUCUGUACUCACUGAGGACCUUUUGAUGCAUUCAAGGACAUUGCUACAAGACAGCGGCAGCGUUCAGUGUAGAAAACUCCAGGACGAGGUUUGUUACAUGAGGAGGGGCGAACGGUGCAUUCAGGCAAACAUUUUGGCGUAGAUUUUCUUUUCUCGCUCUUUUUCCUGCUGGACUUGAAGCUGCACGCGCUUCAUCUCGUUGCUGAUGGCUGCCAGAAAAGGGAAAGGUGUCAGUACUUGAGGGGAGUAGUGACGCUGCACAGUCUCCGCUUUGCUGGAGCGGGCGUUAAAUGUGAUUUCAAGAGGCUAUGCUAGAGGUGCACGGACCAUUCAAUGUCAACUAAACAUGGUGGCAUUAGUGGUGCACAGACCAAAUAUGUAAAAAAUGAAUGAUAUUACAGCAGCGAUUUCCCAACCACUAAUCGAAUUACACUUGGUGCAAUACUUAUUUACUACAAAUGUAUGCCAGUGAUGUAUAGUGACAGGCAGAACAAUGAAACACUCUUCUCUGAAUAAGGUACAUUACAGGUGCACAGACCUAAUUAUCAUUACGACGGUGACGUGUUUAUUUAGCGGUUUGUAAACAAGGAAAGAAAGCUCACCUUUGUCCUCUGGAGCUAUUCCCUGAGCUGACUUCAGAUCAGUCUGAAAAUAAGAAUGAGGACUUAGCAUAGCUUUUAGCAUUUGUGACAACAAACCUUAGACUGGUUUUGGUGCUUAAGUAACACCAUAUUGAAAAGGUUACCAUAGCUUGGUUGUACUCCUUGAGGCCCUGCCAGGCCUGCGCCCUGCGGAAAAGAGCCUUGGUGUUGCCUUUGUCCAGCGCCAGAGCCUACAAAUACAAAACACGGCACAAGUGAGCACACUCAUGGUGUACUAGCGCCAUCUUGUGGAUGAAAGCCAACACCGGACCUCGUUGCAGCUGUCCACGGUCUCCUGCCACAGCUGCAGCUUCAGCUUGCAGGCGGCCGUGUUGAGGUAGCAACUGAGCACGGCUGGCUCCAGCUUUUUUUGCACCGCAGACUCCUCGCCCUCGUCGUCCUCCAACACUUCGCCGCAUACUUCCAAAUACCUGUGGAGAGAGGCGUAGUUGACACCAUUUUGUCUUUACCCAUAAUACAAGGGAUAAUUAGAGUUGAACCUAAGAGCUUUGCUGUAUUUGUUGACGGCGCCAUUCCAGUCUUGACUCUUAAAAAGGUUGUUUCCAAUCUUCUUAAUGUCCUCGGCCACAGACAUAACUUUGUCCACCUGGGGGGGAAAACAUUUUGGAAAUCCAUUUUGUGGGACGUUUAAAACAGCAAAGUGAACCAUUUUGUUUUAUUGGGUUACUAUGUACCACAUGCUUGUGCUACAAGUACAUUACAACUCUUUUUAAAAGAGCAAUUUAAAUGUGCACUACAAUCUAGUAUUAUGUAAAAGACAAAAACAAAAUUUUAUUGUUUUAAACACUAAAUGAGCAAUCUAUGUUGUGCCAUUGUGGUUUGCACUUAAUGAUAUUACGAUUAUUAUUUUUUUGAAAAAAAUUUGAGACAAAUUUAUGCAUGCUAUAAAUUUGCUAAAUUAAUACUAUUUUAAGUGUGCAUUCUCUGUGCACCAGUCUUUAGGGUAUUGUGU
Molecule: messenger RNA, 4109 nt
Organism: Phycodurus eques (leafy seadragon)
Lineage: Eukaryota; Metazoa; Chordata; Actinopteri; Syngnathiformes; Syngnathidae
Gene: etfdh
Product: electron transfer flavoprotein dehydrogenase
Exons: 13
Coding region: 214-2088 (624 amino acids)
Biological process (GO): electron transport chain
Cellular component (GO): mitochondrial inner membrane
Molecular function (GO): electron-transferring-flavoprotein dehydrogenase activity; iron-sulfur cluster binding
Source: RefSeq, a predicted model, not a curated record